This is a messenger RNA of Iphiclides podalirius (scarce swallowtail), 357 nucleotides long. Lineage: Eukaryota; Metazoa; Arthropoda; Insecta; Lepidoptera; Papilionidae. The record is from the annotation of a GenBank genome assembly.
AUGUGGUUUCUCUGGCAGCAUAUCACUGUACCCGCACGGCGGUCGCCGACGAGCGAUAUUUUCCACAGUUUGCGCCAAUUUUCAAUGUUCCCCCCCCCCCCCCCGCACCCCGCACCCCUCUUGAAUAAGCCGGCCUCGAUUGUUGUGCAGACUUGGUGUGCAGGCGUGUCGCUUCGAGCGCUCCGUUGCGAGAGCGGUAAUUUCGAGCGGGAAAAAAGGCCUCCGCCAUGCCACUCCGGCCGCGUGCUGAGUAAUGGGUCGGUGAAGGUCGCGGCGAGUGUUCAUUUCUUCCGAAACCGACUAGUGUCUGAAUACUGCGCCCAUCUGGCAGCGAGUGCCGACCCAGUCGCAUACGUC